AUGGCGGCGCCCAGCAAUGUCGACGACCGUGGUAUAGAAUUAACGAAAGAAUUACGCGAUCCUUACGGCGUUUUCUACGAUGAGGAUGUGCUCGCGCCUGUGCCGGAUGUCCAGCCUCUCUCCAGUCUGGAGGAGUUUGCUGAUAAGUACAUGCGCGAUAAAAAGGCCGUGGUUCAAGCCGAAACGACGCCGAGAGUUCAGCGGGAAGUGCAGCAGCAGCAGCAGCCGGAGGAUGAGCCCCAGGAGCAGCGUGGCGGCAAUGUUCGGCGUGGUCCGCGCGCCGUGGCCAGUGUGGUGGAGCGCAGCACGAUGGGAGGCAUGCACACCCAGGGACCCCUGAGCAUCCUCUUCCGAGCGGUGCGCGACCGGCUGCGCGUCAAGGUGUGGACGCGGAGUCACACACGGGUGCGCAGCAUCCUGACGGGCUUCGUGCACGCCUACGACCGGCACCUCAACUUGGCUCUGGCCGACGUUGACGAGGUGCUGCUGCUGCCGCCGGCACCGUCUCUACCGACGGCGACAGGUGACGCGAAUGAAAAGAAGACGGCGACAGAGACGACGACCAGCGCGCCUGCAGCACCGCUGCCGACCCAGGUGGUGCAUCAGCAGCAGCUGCAGGAUGAGGAGGAGGAGGAGGAUGGAAAGGAGAUCAAGACGAGCGCCUCCACUGGUAAACCUAUCGAGCUCUGGCUUCCUGCGUGGGCGAUUCCUUCGGGCCGCACAAUUCCUGAGAAGGACGCACAUCCUUCUGCCUGCCCUACUCCAUCUGCGACCGCCAGCUGCGACUCAUCCGAAGAGCGGCCGAGGCAGCGGUGCCCUCGCCGCAAGGCCGUCUGCAUCCCGUUGGAACGACUGGAUGUGCAGCCGGAGUCUGGCCAAGAGGAGCCCUCUGACCCACCGAGCGACCCGAGGCCCCUGGCGGCAGAACGGACUGCGGUCGUGGCUCAGAAGCGGCCAGCGAGGACCGGCCGGAUACGACGUCGCGCCGCGGCCCCGACCCUGGCGCCCCGGUCGAGGCACGUGAACCAGCUAUUCGUGCGGGGCGAUAACGUCGUCUCCGUCGCCCUGAUGCCCGUCUGACUGCGCGGAACGGAAUCACUUGGCCAGCCGAAGGUCCUUCUCCUCCCAAAGAUAGCAAUGGUCCUCCUCCAUACAGGCAGUGUCGACCAGAUGCCACAUAUGACGACAAUGUGACGAAACACUCCCGCGUUAAGCCAACGCGUUGGAUUUCUUGACGUCAGCCACGUCUGGGAGGCAAUACUAGUCACCGAGUCGCCCUACCAUACGACGGAUCUGCGAACUAACAACACCUGUCGUUUCCCGUCCCUAUGGUCGCUACAGGCGCUUUUAGCCUGGCAGUCCCGGCCGGCAAAUAGCUCCGCCCGAGCGUCUCUUUCCAGUAUUUUAUUUACCAAGUGUCACUUCGACCAGUCUCUCGGCGAACCAUCCGCGCCCCUUCUGGAAACACGAUCUGUCCAGUGCACUCGUGGAAGAACAGCGUUGCCGGGAAUACGAAGGGGAGCUCAGAAGCGUGUUGAACUGGGCCGGAUGGUACAUUGCGGGGCGUUUGCGCUUCAAGUCCCACAGAAAGACCAGGAGGAGUGUGUUAGCUGCAGGUGGAUCUAUCCUCGCAAAAUAUGCGGACAAUUGCCCCGCCCGCGGUUGCCUUCUUUCAGAAAGUUUGUGAAACGUGGGCAUGAAUAACCAGGAACGCCGUCGUAUGUAAGCCGACGCGACGAAAGAAAAAAGCGUUCUUUUCUCGUUCUCGAGUACAACCAAGGCAGCGGCUAUACGUUCCCAACUUGCGCUGCGGGCUACGCCAACGACAGCACUGCCGGCGCAACAAAUGACCAUCCUUUCCUUCUUUUUCCGUGUGACACCUGUGCCCGCGAACAUACCGACACCCUUUGUCGACCGCAUCGUGUUCUCUCUCUCUCUCAUGCACCUUGAGAAACGCCCCCUGAGCAGAGGACCCGCGGUGGCCCGUAAAGUCACUGCGACUUUAGUGGCCCGCAGUGCAGUGCGCCAGCUGUGUGUGCUUCGGUCACCACCAUUCGCCUUCCUGGUGCAGCCGGCCGUGAGACACCUAACGGGCCGGAUAAACGAGAGUCUGUCUCGGUCCUUUCGAAUUCCGCACUCUUCGGGACCUUGACUGUGAUGGCAACAUGGCCUUCACUGCUACAGUAUGUGAUUGUGCGAUGAGCGCUGUUAUGUGUGUGUGCGCGCGCGUCACUUGUGUUCCAUUUCCUUCUUCUUCUCUUUCUCUUUCCGGCCGCUUCUUCUUCCAGUAGAAGGUAGCGAACGUGCGCGAAGCCUGGGGGAAUGUCAUGGGCUUAACAUGUUACAUGCCUCCUGGUAGGACAACUGUACAAGUCCGCGGCAUUUCCUCCUCAAAUGCUGAUGCACAUAAGCGUGCUCCAAUGAGGGCGCACUCCAGACUGAUGUCAUGAGCCGGAAGGCCGGUGACCCUGCCUUCAGAGAACAUUGCUUAGUGCAUGAGCGGACUCUUCAGUCCUCCUGUAGUCGCGGAGGCUAUCGGCUGCCGCGCUUCGGUCGUCUGGGCGGUUGUAUCCGGCUGUAGAGUGCCAACAAGUACGCAGGCGAAAUGAAUGCGCGUUAUUGUCACGCCAGUGCAUAAUGCGCGCGCAGAAGAUAGUACGUUUCUUAGAAACACUACUCGCACAACGCCCGAUCGUCCUAUGUGGAGUUCAUAGGAACAUUUGGAAGAUCGCGGGUCUUCGACUGUACGUUCGUCUUUAUUUCGAAGUUUCUCUCUCUCUCAAGAGAUUGACUGAUAUGUAUAUGCACACAAUACUGUAGGGAAUGCAAGCAUCGCCCAGAGCAUGUGUGCGCGUCUUUCUUACAAUUUUAUUUUAUUAUUUUGUCGCGAAAGGCGCAACGAAAAACGCGACAUCAGUGUCAAUAAUCAAUAAACGCAAAUGAA
Messenger RNA from Rhipicephalus sanguineus (brown dog tick), 2944 nucleotides. RefSeq names its product U7 snRNA-associated Sm-like protein LSm11. Gene Ontology annotation, cellular component: U7 snRNP. The record is from RefSeq and is a predicted model, not a curated record. Lineage: Eukaryota; Metazoa; Arthropoda; Arachnida; Ixodida; Ixodidae. Gene Ontology annotation, biological process: mRNA 3'-end processing by stem-loop binding and cleavage. Bases 1 to 1080 code for a protein of 359 amino acids. Gene Ontology annotation, molecular function: U7 snRNA binding. The transcript has 6 exons.